This is a messenger RNA of Diaporthe citri, 273 nucleotides long. RefSeq lists its product as uncharacterized. The record is from RefSeq and is a predicted model, not a curated record. The transcript is spliced from 3 exons. Bases 1 to 273 code for a protein of 90 amino acids. Lineage: Eukaryota; Fungi; Ascomycota; Sordariomycetes; Diaporthales; Diaporthaceae.
AUGGCUACAGUGGCUCAAGAUAUCGAAGAGACUGCUGCCACGGCCAGGAGCCUCCGAACCAUUGCCACCGAUAUUGCUGUCCAGGGCACUGUCGGCGCAAACGCCGUGGAAUGGGACAGGUAUUUCAGGGAGAAAUUGGAGGACAGGAAGCGUCGGGAGAGAGAUCCCAAUUACGUCCCAACGAGAUUCUACGAUGCCAUAGGGGCCGCCAUCACUGGAGGAGCUGUAGCCCUCGUGACCUACGGGAUGUUUCGAAUGAUGGGGAUUGAGUAG